UUUUCUUUUAUUAUGAUGCCCUUUUCUUGUCAUACGAUUAUAAUAAUAAGCCAACAGCUAAUUGGUUUUUGCUUUCCUCUGCUUCUAAAGAUUAAAGAAGACUGGUCCUUUUUCUUCCCGAGCUUCAGCACAGUUGUGUUUGAAGCAGAGGCAAAAAUGGGUUUGGCGAUAUCGAGGCUAUUUAGAUUGUUUUACUCAAAGAAAGAAAUGAGGAUUCUCAUGGUUGGCCUUGAUGCAGCUGGGAAAACAACAAUACUUUAUAAACUGAAACUUGGAGAAAUCGUCACCACCAUUCCCACUAUAGGCUUCAACGUGGAGACUGUUGAAUACAAAAAUGUGAGCUUCACUGUGUGGGAUGUGGGAGGACAGGACAAGAUUCGACCAUUAUGGAGGCAUUACUUUCAGAAUACACAAGGGCUUAUCUUUGUGGUAGAUAGUAACGACAGAGAAAGAGUUGCUGAAGCUAGGGAUGAGCUCCAUAGAAUGCUGAGUGAGGAUGAACUUCGGGAUGCUACUUUACUGGUGUUUGCCAAUAAGCAAGACCUUCCAAAUGCCAUGAGUGUUUCUGAAAUUACAGACAAACUUGGAUUACAUUCACUUCGCCGGCGCCGUUGGUACAUCCAGGCCACAUGUGCCACCUCUGGACAAGGACUCUACGAGGGACUUGAUUGGCUAUCAAGUAACAUAUCUAGCAAGGCAUGAUUCACUAGUUUAUGAUACUGGCCUGGCUGUUACUACCAUAUCUCAUAAGCAACAUAUAUUGAUGUUUGAUGGCUUGUGUAGUACCUGAAAUCUCCACGAUGUGCGACUUGUGAGAUCUAAAAGGUUCUAGUCAUGUAAUAUUUACACUUGCGUUGUACGUUGGUUAUGCAAAAAAACAGUCAAUGUAGUUUGGUUAUACGAAUGCUUCUUGGUCGA
This is a messenger RNA of Neltuma alba, 918 nucleotides long. Its product is annotated as ADP-ribosylation factor 1-like. Gene Ontology annotation, molecular function: GTPase activity; GTP binding. The record is from RefSeq and is a predicted model, not a curated record. The transcript is spliced from 6 exons. Lineage: Eukaryota; Viridiplantae; Streptophyta; Magnoliopsida; Fabales; Fabaceae. The coding region runs from base 13 to 702 and encodes 229 amino acids.